Messenger RNA from Vitis riparia (riverbank grape), 1092 nucleotides. RefSeq names its product ABC transporter C family member 5-like. The annotation marks the transcript as partial. Gene Ontology annotation, biological process: transmembrane transport. Gene Ontology annotation, cellular component: plant-type vacuole; vacuolar membrane. The record is from RefSeq and is a predicted model, not a curated record. Gene Ontology annotation, molecular function: ATP hydrolysis activity; ATP binding; ATPase-coupled transmembrane transporter activity. NCBI's taxonomy places the organism in Eukaryota, Viridiplantae, Streptophyta, Magnoliopsida, Vitales, Vitaceae. The transcript has 3 exons.
AAAUACUUUGUACUGGCACUUGAUAAGUCUCAGCUUGGGGAUGUAAUCCGCCAAAAAGUGCAAAAGCUUGAUACGCCAGUGCUCGAGAAUGGAGAUAAUUGGAGUGUUGGGCAAAGACAACUGGUUUCCCUGGGCCAGGCUUUGCUUAAACAGGCAAGAAUUUUGGUGCUUGAUGAAGCGACUGCUUCAGUUGAUACAGCCACAGAUAAUCUUAUCCAGAAGAUUAUCCGAACUGAAUUCCAGAACUGCACUGUAUGCACUAUUGCGCAUCGGAUCCCAACCGUUAUCGAUAGGGAUCUUGUUCUGGUCCUCAGUGAUGGUCGAGUUGCAGAGUUUGAUACGCCAGCACGACUAUUAGAGGACAAAUCAUCCAUGUUCCUGAAGUUGGUCACCAAGUACUCAUCCAGGUCAAGUGGCAUCCCAGAUUUUUGAAUUAGAUGGUGUGCCUCAAAACCUUGCAGUUAUAAAAGCAACAAGAACAUACAACUACUCUAAGAAUACUGCUCUUCUUGUGGUGGCGGCAGCGGCAGCUUCAGCUUCUGGAAAAGAGAUGGGAGACUAAAAGGCAACCACAGGCCAAGAAGAGGAAAACAAUUUGGUUUAAGUGCUGAAGAGAUAAUUAUUAGCCACUUUUAAAGCAGGACUGGAGGAUUCAUGCAUGGUUGGCAUAUGCCUUCAUAGAGAAAAUAAGUGAGGGUUGGGAGAGGUUGGUAAUAAUUAGGUGAAUAGUAAGAAAUGCGGCCCAUUUGUUUCGAGAAUGUGCAAUAAAACUAGGUUCUUGCUUCAUUAGUUUUACUUGUAGAGCAUUAAUUAGAGAGUCAAAUGUGUAUUCCACUGUUUCAACUGCAGAAAUUAUGUUAAGCAAUUCUGCAUGGUUCAAAUUCCAGCCCUUGUUCUUCUUGCAUUCUUACUCUCUCUGCCCUUACUUAAAUCAUGGCCAACCUAUUAAAGUCUUUGCACUUCCAUGUAUGAAUCUUUAAACUCUUGAAAAUCAUUCUCAUCAAUCAUGGUAAGAAUUCGAUACACACAUGUAUGACCUUGGAACUUUGCUACUUUCAUUCAUAUCACAUGUUACAACAAUGAUGUAUUGUA